Molecule: messenger RNA, 602 nt
Organism: Branchiostoma belcheri (Belcher's lancelet)
Lineage: Eukaryota; Metazoa; Chordata; Leptocardii; Amphioxiformes; Branchiostomatidae
Exons: 3
Source: RefSeq, a predicted model, not a curated record
AAUCUACCAAUUAACUUGAAAUCCAGACGCGAGAAAGAAGUUUUAGUUCACCGACCGCAUUGUUUUGCCGAUAGUUUUUGCUUGUGUUUCAUGGCAAGAUAAUGAGAACUCUAUAUAAUCUAUCACGUCUAGAUCAAACUGGAGUUGGGCCCGCCCACGAAGCUCGCAGUGAGAAACUUUGACACUCAGGCGACUUCUGCGGCUCCUCCGGGUCCAGAACGGCGUUCCUGGAAUGUUGGAUGAAGGCUAUUAUGUUACCCCUGGCACGGGCCAGGUCCUGUACGUGGAGAGGACCACGGUCGAAGGCUCCUCCGGGACCGAAGCAACAACACUUGCACCGGAAGAGGCAGACAGUGGCGUGGCCAUGGUCAAGCGGCAUUUUGUCGGGAAGUUCGAGAUACCGGUGGACGGAACGGUCUCCCCGCAUUGGAGACGGCUUUGCCGUCACCCCGACCUACACCACGUCAGGGAUCUAAAGGCCAAGUUCAAGGCGACACGUGACAUGUCGACACGGUACUGGCUGUCCACUUUCUCGGGAUCACGCCGCAGGCCUUUCGAAUUCUGCCUGACGAGAUCGUCACAUACACCACUUGUGUCGGCAU